GGGAACUGUAGGGGGCGAUAGGCGCUGCCGGCGCGUGAUCCUGGGGCCUCUCCGCCGCGCGCAGGACCAAGGCACUGAUAUUUGAACCGGAAGCUUCACAAAGUUGAAAAGAAUCUUCAGAACGGCUUUGAACCCAGACAAGCUAGGAAUCUCUUCUGAACACCACCUUCCGCAUGCAUCUCCCCGACUGGGCUUUCCUGGCCAGGAGCUUUUUGAAGAAGUCGUUCUGCAGAGAGCCAGAAUGCUAAUGCUCAUGGAACCAGCUUAGUGGAUUUGACUUUUCUGGUAGAAUUCUCUUGCCUUAUUAUAUACUCUCUCCCAGAGUUCUAAGACGUGUGGAGGUAUUCAGGGCACCAAAGAGCCUGCAGGGAAGGAAGUAAGCACUUUCAUGCUGAAUGAAAACCAAGCAGGUGACAGCUGUGGCUGAAAACAUUUAAACCUUUCACGCCUGGAUUUCCUGGAUCCGGGACACAAAGGAAUAGUCGCUGCUGGGGUGCAAGAAGCGAUCCCAGACAAGAAAACCCAAAUAAAUAGAAUGAGGGCAACAGGCAAGUAAAUGGCCACCAUUACCCCAACAGAGCCGACGUCAGCCUCCUGGUGGAAUUAUUUUUUCCUUUAUGAUGGUUCAAAGGUAAAGGAAGAAGGAGAUCCAACCAGAGCUGGUAUUUGUUACUUCUACCCUCCUCAGACCCUGCUCGAACAGCAGGAGUUGCUCUGUAGCCAGAUUGCGGGCGUUGUGCGCUGUAUCUCGGACAUCUCCGCCUCUGCUCCUACCCUCGUCCGUCUGCGGAAGCUGAAGUUCGCCAUAAAGGUGGAUGGAGAGUACCUUUGGGUCCUGGGCUGUGCUGUGGAGCUCCCUGACAUUAGCUGCAAGCAGUUUCUGGAUCAGCUCAUUGGAGUCUUUAAUUUUUACAAUGGGCCUGUUUCUUUGGCUUACAAGGACCGCUCUCAGGAAGACCUGUGCGCUGAAUGGGACACCUUCAUUGAACAGAUUCUGCAGAACACCAGUGAUCUGCACAAGAUAUUCAGUUCCCUCUGGAACCUGGACCGAACUCAAGUGGAACCCCUGUUGUUGCUGAAGGCAGCCCUCAUUCUGCAGGCCUGCCAGCGUUCACCUCACAUUCUAGCCGGCUGCAUCCUCUAUAAGGGACUGAUUGUUAGCACCCAGCUCCCACCCUCCCUCACGGCCAAGGUCCUGAUUUGCCCAGCUGCAUCUCGGCACCAGAGAAGACCUGCAGGAGGGGGUGGCCCGCAGGAACGGGGAGCGGCGCUCCCCCCGAAUGUCCGGAUCAUGCCUGUGUUCCUGACCAAAGAGGAGGCCACCAGUCUCCACGAGUUCCCGAGGGAGCAGGCAACGAGAUCUGUCACCUCGCCGGCUGGACUCCAGGAGUGCUCAGCCCAGCAGCACCCACAGCCUCGGAGCACCGCUGCCCCGACAGACAGUGCCACUGGCCACGUGGAGCCCACGGCCUGGAUGCUGGCAGCCACUCCCAAGUCUGCAUGUCCUGACAUAGCAUGGCCAGAUGGCAAGGCGGAGAACGGGCUCUUGGCUGGCCGUGAUCUGGAGAACAUCAGGCCUGCAAAACCGCACAGCCCUGCCAGGGACGAGGGUCCCGGUCUUGGCUACUCCCUGGUGAAGGAACUUCGUCUGCCCUUGGCGGGGGAGGAGCCAGACUUGUCUGCCAUCCACGUUCCAAAAGCUCAGGAAAUGGCAACAGCCUCAGGUUAUUUUGCCCUCCCGAAUAUGGGCGCCCCAGGUGGUGGUGGUCCUGCCUUUGAGGAAUUUGUCAGGGACUCUGGUGACCGGGAACCCGAGCCACCUGACGCCCCGCCCGUGGUCGUGGCCAUGGCCAUGAGCAGCCUCCUCUCUCCAUCCACUCCUGAGAUGCUCAGUCAGAACGGAGCCCUGGAACAGCACGACGACCUCCCAGAGGACAGCAGCCUAGCCCCCUUUCCCAGGGAAGACCACCUCCCCAGAAGGACAAGCAGGCCUCAGUCACGGCCUUGCUCAGACUUGAGGCAGAGAGGAACCACACUGCCCGUGGGGGACCAGGGCGUGGAGCGUGUUGGGGUGCACGACAGCUGCUCAGCACCUGGCAGCUCAGACUUGGCAGAGUCUCAGGACGACUACAGUCCCUCCGCACACGGAAGUGCCCCAAGGUCAACCCCAGCAUCCUGUGUGGGCCUCGUGCCAAUGAACCUUUACACCCACAGUGUUAACGGGCUGGUGUUGUCCCUGCUGGCCGAGGAGCCGCUGCUGGGUGACGAUGCUGCCAUCGAGGAGGUGGUGAGUGUGUGCAGGCCUGGCUGUGUACGCCUGUUGCAGCCCCGCCCAGGAGACCUACUUCCAGCAGCUGGCCGCGGCCGCGCGGAUCUCCGGCUUCCCCAGCCCGCAGGACAGCGCCUUCAGCCUCCCGGGCAAAGCCAAGCAGAAGCUGCUGAAGCACGGCGUGAACCUGCUGUGAGCCGGGCCGCGGCGCGAGGCUCACCACCCCCCCACCCCGGGAGGGCACUAGCAGCUUGACUACCAGCAAAGGGAGCUCUGCCUUCUGCAACAGAAGAGGUCCCUGUGUUCUUUCUUGGCCUAGUCCCCCUGUCAGGAACCGUGACGGUAUGUGUUUGUGAACUCCUUUUGUAGCCUGCGGUUGGAGCGGGUAGUUCUUCAGGUCAGCAGGCCCAGAGCUAUGCAGUAAAGGACUUUAUUCCACUGGCCAUGUCAUACCGAAGACGGGCAGGGCCAGGUUGUGGGCCUGUUGCUCUGCGUCUGACGCCGCCAGCGUUUCUCGCUGCCCUUCCCUUCGGGGCCUUAACUAGUGCCUCGAGCGUUCAGGUGGGUGUUUGCGUCCAUCCACAGGGGGAUGGGAGCGACCCUCAGGUGGACCGGUGCUCCCACACCUCCAGUGGGGGUGCCUCAGAGCGGUCCUCCCGGGAGGUCUGGACACUCGAUGCAGGGAGGCAGGCAGCGAUGCCAAAACCACCUCGUUUGCAUUCUUCUGGAACUAUAUUCAGAACCAGGAGCCUGUUCUUUGGAACACCCAUGGCGGGGGGCGGGGGGGGCAGAUCUUGGUAAUGUGGAAGGGAGCCUGGGGCUUUGAGGUAACUCUGAGCCCCAGGGUGCCGAGUGGGCUGUGCAGCUGGCCCCUCUUGAGUGAGUGUCCUCAACGAGGAGUUUCCCCAGUGUCCGGGGCAAAAGCAAAGCUGUGCUUCCCAGCGGCGGCUGUGUGAAAGGGCGCAGCGUGCUUGUAUGCCCCUGCCCGUGCCAGAGGCAGCCGGGGGAUGGUAGUGUGCUGCGGACCACAG
Molecule: messenger RNA, 3300 nt
Organism: Neomonachus schauinslandi (Hawaiian monk seal)
Lineage: Eukaryota; Metazoa; Chordata; Mammalia; Carnivora; Phocidae
Gene: HPS4
Product: HPS4 biogenesis of lysosomal organelles complex 3 subunit 2
Exons: 13
Coding region: 557-2524 (655 amino acids)
Biological process (GO): vesicle-mediated transport
Source: RefSeq, a predicted model, not a curated record